Drosophila ananassae is the source of this 1415-nucleotide messenger RNA. Its product is annotated as ubiquitin-conjugating enzyme E2-24 kDa. NCBI's taxonomy places the organism in Eukaryota, Metazoa, Arthropoda, Insecta, Diptera, Drosophilidae. The transcript has 2 exons. Bases 119 to 1189 code for a protein of 356 amino acids. The record is from RefSeq and is a predicted model, not a curated record.
AAGCCAGCUUUGUAAAGUUUUAUUUUCCUGUCAUUGCCGCAGGCAGGUUAUGAGUGAGAAGAUCCACACAUAGAUUUCGUUCUAAGAAGAUUACAAACACCGCUUACACACAAAGAAUAUGCCACCCCGUCGAAGCAUGCGCCUGCAGCGCCAACGAGAAGCAGCGGCACAAGUUCUUGCUGAAGUUCAAGCCGAUGCAGAGGUACGGGCUGUAGUUGAAAACAGUGCGAACGCCCUAGAAAACUCCAAUGUCACAUCGAGGGCCCUGUACCGACCAUCCCGACACAUAUUAAGUCCCCGACGUCUGCGAAGUCCUCCGGCACCACCCCAACCGACACCUACUUUUGGCGUCGGGAACGGACGACGUGGACGCCCGCGCAGGAGAACUGGUGCCAUCACCAGAAGCAGUCCUCCCAACCAACGACGUGGUGUCCAGCAGCCUCCCCCAAGGUACCGCCCGCGAGGCCGUCGUCCGAGUCGUGCCGUCAGCAAUACAGACUCUGCUCCUAGCACGCCAGCCGGCAAUGUUUCGCCAAUGGUGGAACGAGGACUUUCCGGGCACAGGCUCUCCCUGGCCCGCCAGUUCAACCGCAUGGUUAAUCCGUUGAACUUUGCUCAGGCGGCGCUUUCCUCCAUAGGCCCUGGCCAGUCCAGAAUGGUCGAGUGUCGGGCUGCAGCUGGAAGAUUGCAACGAGAACUUUCAGACUUUAUGCGAGAGCCGCCAGAUGGCUGCAAAGUGGAGAUGGUAGACGAUGACCUCUUUCAUUGGCGAGCCACUAUUAUUGGGCCAGCUGAUACCCCGUACGAAGGGGGCCACUUCAAGCUGGACCUCAGUUUUCCCUCAGACUACCCUUUUCAUCCCCCACAAGUGUAUUUCCUAACAAAAAUUUACCACUGCAAUAUUACCAAUGCUGGCUACAUCUGUCUGGACAUACUCAGUCUCCAGUGGUCGCCCGCCCUGACCGUUGCCAAGGUUCUGAUCUCCAUCGUUUCGUUACUGUCCGAUCCGAACCCCAACGAUCCUCUGGAGUCGACCAUUGCAAUUCUUUACAAACGGCAGCGCAAUCAACACGAUUCCAAUGCCCGCGUCUGGACCAAUCGAUAUGCCAAGCCCUUUUCACCUGCUGCUGGAGACGUGAAUAUGGAAACGGACGCCACCGAGACGACGGCCACCAAUCCCGAGAAUUAAGUAAUUGUUUCAUGAUAUUCAAGAAUGUUUAUUUGAUGUUGUGCCAGCACUUUUUGGUGGUUUUGAAACAGUAUACGACACUAAGAUAUUUACGCUUACUAGUUAGGUUUACGGUUACGAAUAUUGACAUACAAAUAAAAAAUACAUACACGGAAGUACGCUUAUAUUACGUGGCAAUCAUCCACCUAAUUGAAGAUAUCGAAAUAAACAUCUACGUAAAUCUAGA